GCGUCGGACUUAAACUGUCCCGACGUUCUCGCACUCCCUGAACCCGUUAAACGAACGAAGGAAGGAAUAGGUGUUGUCAAGUUGCACCAUGCUGCGCACCGUGUUGACCCGAACUUUCCCCCAGCUGUCGAGGACCUCGUCGUGCCAGUAUUCCGCUGCAGCUAUCCCUGCACCGAACACCCAACCAGACGUGCAUUUUAACAAGCUCUUCAUCAAUAACGAGUGGCAAGAUGCAGUCAGCAAGAGGACCUUCCCCACCAUCAACCCUGCCACUGGGGAGGUCAUUUGUCAGGUUGCAGAAGGAGACAAGGCCGAUGUGGACAAGGCAGUGAAGGCGGCCAAGGAUGCCUUCAGAUUUGGGUCACCAUGGCGACGGACGGAUGCAUCACACCGUGGGCUUCUCCUGAGCCGGCUGGCUGACGCCAUUGAGAGAGACGCUGCUUAUUUGGCUGAACUAGAGACACUGGACAAUGGGAAGCCCUAUGCCGUGUCCUAUAUGGUUGAUGUCCCCAUGAUUGUGAAGGUCUUCAGGUACUACGCAGGGUGGGCUGAUAAGUGGGGAGGCAAGACCAUCCCCAUUGAUGGAGACUACUUCUGCUACACCAGACACGAGCCCAUAGGAGUGUGUGGCCAGAUCAUUCCUUGGAAUUUCCCGCUGCUGAUGCAGGCAUGGAAGCUGGGCCCUGCUCUGGCCACAGGCAACACUGUGGUCAUGAAGGUGGCAGAACAAACCCCCCUCACUGCCCUCUAUGUGGCCAACCUCAUCAAGGAGGUGGGAUUCCCCCCUGGCGUGGUGAACAUUAUCCCCGGCAUGGGCCCAUCAGCUGGGGCUGCCAUCGCCACGCACAUGGAUGUGGACAAGGUGGCCUUCACAGGGUCCACUGAGGUGGGCAAACUGAUCCAGCAGGCCUCAGGCGCCAGCAACCUGAAGAAGGUCACCCUGGAGCUGGGAGGAAAGAGCCCAAACAUCAUCAUGUCUGAUGCUAACAUGGAGGAGGCUGUGGAGCAGUCCCACUUUGCGCUGUUCUUCAACCAGGGUCAGUGCUGUUGUGCUGGAUCCCGCACCUAUGUGCAGGAGAGCAUCUACGACGAGUUUGUGGAGCGCAGCGUGGAGAGGGCCAAGAAGAGGGUGGUGGGAGACCCCUUCAACCUCAAGACUGAGCAGGGACCUCAGGUGGAUGAGGAGCAGUUCAAGAAGAUUCUGGGCUACAUUAGCACUGGGAAGAGAGAGGGUGCCAAACUGAUGUGUGGGGGAGCCGUGGCAGCGGACCGGGGCUACUUCAUCCAACCCACUGUGUUUGGGGACGUCGAGGAUAACAUGACCAUCGCGCGGGAGGAGAUCUUUGGCCCAGUCAUGCAGAUCCUGAAGUUUAAGUCGGUCGAGGAGGUUAUAGAGAGGGCAAAUGACAGCAUGUAUGGCCUGGCUGCAGCAGUCUUCACCAAGGACAUCGAUAAAGCCCACUAUAUCUCCAAUGGCCUGCGGGCAGGAACUGUCUGGAUCAACUGCUAUGAUGUGUUUGGAGCCCAGGCUCCAUUCGGUGGUUACAAGGCCUCAGGAAAUGGCCGUGAACUGGGAGAGUAUGGCCUGGACAACUACACAGAAGUCAAAACGGUGACAAUCAAAGUUCCACAGAAAAACUCGUAAGGAGAGAUUUAUGCUUCCCAGUCCAGAGAAAAUAGCUUAAUACCCCACUUCAGCACUUCCUUCAGAACCAUUGUGUAAUUGUAUUAGUUCUGCCAAACAGAGCCAUAUCUGAAAGCAACUGUAAGGAGUUCCAACAACAGCACAGUUGGCUUUGAUAACCCCUUUGUGCACGACUGUAUGAAUCUAAAUAUAGCUACCUUUUUGUUCUCUGAAUGUGAGUUUGAUGUGUACAUUUUUACAGAUGGCAAUGUGAAAUUUGACUCAGACUGUUUUGUUUAAUAAAUGCUUUGAACACUA
This is a messenger RNA of Clupea harengus (Atlantic herring), 1942 nucleotides long. RefSeq names its product aldehyde dehydrogenase, mitochondrial-like. The record is from RefSeq and is a predicted model, not a curated record. The transcript has 13 exons. Gene Ontology annotation, molecular function: oxidoreductase activity, acting on the aldehyde or oxo group of donors, NAD or NADP as acceptor. Bases 89 to 1645 code for a protein of 518 amino acids. Lineage: Eukaryota; Metazoa; Chordata; Actinopteri; Clupeiformes; Clupeidae.